AUGACUCGGGACCGCUGGUGUGGCGUUAAUACGGUCACCGUGCUGAUCAUCCUGCAGGAGGUGUUCCCAGCGGCGCAGGCAGCAGAGAUGUCUGUGAAGCUCCGCCCCCUGUGGUGGGAGGGUAGGCAGACACUGGGCCGUGCCCAGCUUAGUCUGGGAGAGGUGGACCUGGCGGUGAGGUUUUUCCAGGUGGCGGCCCACCUGUGUUCGUCAGAGCGCCCCUUCUGGUCAGAGGACCUGGCGUGGGCACGGAGGCUGCAGCAGCAGAGAUUGGCGGCUCGGGCCCUGUCCCAGCGGGAGGAGGACGCCCAGCGAGAGGUCCUGAACGCCCCAGAGCUCCAACAGGACUGCGACUUUGAGUCAGAUGAGGUGGUGGCAGCCUGCGCUGCCAUGGCCGAGAGACAGCGACGCUAUGAGGAUCUGAAGAGGACGACGGUGGUGGUAGACGCUGAGGGGAACGCAAGGGAGGUACCCGUGGAGGAGGAGGGGUCAGGGGACACACCCUAA
This is a messenger RNA of Coregonus clupeaformis (lake whitefish), 507 nucleotides long. RefSeq names its product tetratricopeptide repeat protein 33-like. The transcript has 3 exons. The coding region runs from base 1 to 507 and encodes 168 amino acids. Lineage: Eukaryota; Metazoa; Chordata; Actinopteri; Salmoniformes; Salmonidae. The record is from RefSeq and is a predicted model, not a curated record. Gene Ontology annotation, molecular function: protein binding.